AUGGCUACAGGUGUAUAUGUUCUUCGAGCAAGUUAUCAUUCUAAUAUUUUGGAGAAGCCUAAUAUUAGGGAACUUUUUGGUGGAAGUGGUCAGUUUCAAGAAAUGAGUUUGGCACGCCCAGGUGAUACUAGAUGGGGCUCACAUUUAUUGACAGUUACUCGUUUCAUUAAUAUGUUUAAUGCUAUUAUAGAUGUUCUUGAGAAUAUAUCAGAAGAUGGCGUACAUUCAGAUCAAAAAUCUUUGGCCUUAAGACAGAUGAACAAUAUGCAAGAUUUUGAGUUUGUGUUCAGUCUUCAUUUUAUGUUUGAAAUUCUUGCAAUUACAGACGACCUUUCACAAGCCUUACAGAAAAAGGAUCAGGAUAUUCAGAAUGCUAUGAGGUUAUUGAAUUUGUGUAAGUGUGCAUUGCAGAACUUGAGAGAGAAUGGUUGGGAUACUUUAUUCAGUAGGGUGAUUGAGUUUUGUGUUGAUAGACAUAUUUUAGUGCCUAAUAUGGAGGAUAUUGUAGUGGUGAAAGGUCGACCUAGGCGUGUAGCUCAACAGGUGACUUAUUUUCAUCGCUUUUAUGUUGAUUUGUAUUGUCAUGUGAUAGACUCAAUCUUGCAAGAGUUGAAUGAUCGAUUUCCAGAAACAACUACUGAGCUCUUUACUUGCAUUUCAUGUUUAAGUCCAAGAGAUUCAUUUGCAGCUUUCAAUAAGGAUAAAUUGCUACGUUUUGCUCAGUUCUAUCCUUUGGACUUCAAUAGUGAAGAACUUUUAUUACUUAGACCUCAACUUGAUAAGUUUCUUUUGCUUGUGAGAAUGGACGAAGCUUUCUUUAAUCUCAAUAGUAUAUCCUGUGUAGCUCAGAAGGUAUUUUCUGCUAUGAAUCUAAUCAAGAGUGAUUUGCGCAACAAAAUGAGUGAUAUCUGGUUGAAUGACAAUUUGGUGGUUUACGUGGAGAAAGCUGUUUUUAAACAAAUUGAGAAUGAAGCAAUAUUGCAACGUUUUCAAAUUAUGAGACUCCGUAGAAUACAGUUGUCUAAGUUUACAGUUACAGAGUAA
Messenger RNA from Olea europaea var. sylvestris, 1044 nucleotides. RefSeq lists its product as uncharacterized. Bases 1 to 1044 code for a protein of 347 amino acids. NCBI's taxonomy places the organism in Eukaryota, Viridiplantae, Streptophyta, Magnoliopsida, Lamiales, Oleaceae. The record is from RefSeq and is a predicted model, not a curated record. The transcript has 3 exons.